Aspergillus ochraceoroseus IBT 24754 is the source of this 1653-nucleotide messenger RNA. RefSeq names its product MT-A70 family. Gene Ontology annotation, molecular function: methyltransferase activity; nucleic acid binding. Bases 64 to 1479 code for a protein of 471 amino acids. Gene Ontology annotation, cellular component: nucleus; RNA N6-methyladenosine methyltransferase complex. The record is from RefSeq and is a predicted model, not a curated record. Lineage: Eukaryota; Fungi; Ascomycota; Eurotiomycetes; Eurotiales; Aspergillaceae. The transcript is spliced from 2 exons.
CGUCGACAUUCCAAACAACCAACUCCACCUUGACAAGUAAACCCAAGGACAUUAUGAUUCGAAAUGGGAGAAACACCUUCAAUCCUCUACGAGAACUCUGGCGGUACGAUCUUUUUAGUCGAUAUCCCGGCCUCGAUUGAGUCCGCACAAAAACCUUCCGCCCAAUGUUCGUCGCGUGGGACCAACGCGAACCAACGACGCCCUAGGCAUAAGGCUACAAAAACUCAUAUUCUCUCUUCAAGACCAUUAGGAACACCUUAUCCGGGGUCCUCAGAGCCCAAAACAAAAGCUGCGCGUGAGAAAGUUCUGGGGCGAAUCCCGGCCUCCGAAUUGGAAUUCUACGCAGAAGUUCAGCCUCUCAUUGUCAACGCUCUGAACCACAUUAGGGAAAACCGCCAGCCUGGAGAUAGUUGGUGUACCUUGCGGUCUGUGUUCGAAUAUGGGUGUCCAGAUCCCGAACAUUCCGGGAAACCAGAUAAACCCCAGCGAGGAAAGAAGAGGAUGAGAGAAAAUCAGGAAGCACAAAGGCAGGAUGCUAGCAGCGAUCCACCGCUGAUUCUAUCGCCGGGUGUCAAUAGGUUCGAUUCUAUGUCGGAGAUAUCGAAUACCCUAGCCAGAAACACCUCGUUUCAAGAAGCAGUGAUUCAAGUUCGUUGUCACUGUGAUGUGGAGGAGGAGUCUUCCGUGUCGAUCGUCAGCGAAGAUGAAUUGAGUCAGAAUGGACAACAGCACCACCACUAUCACACAUUUUAUGUACCCCCGUCGUCAAACUUGCUGCUUCGCAAACUUCCGAUAACACCGUCCUGUACGAAUGUACAGCAAUCACCACCGAUGCAGCCAAUCCCCGGUCUACCACGAGACCAAAAAUUCAACCUCAUUCUAUUUGAUCCGCCAUGGUCGAACAGGUCUGUUCGUCGCAGUGGCCAUUACCACACGCAAUGUUAUCUUGAUGACGACUCUCUUUCACGGAAAAUAAGCGAUAUCCUCAAGAUACAUUCUACAGAUACGACUAUUUGGGCCCCUAAUUCCUCUAUUGCUGCCAUAUGGGUUACUAACUCCGCGAAAUCGAAGAAGAUAGCGUGCAAUGCUCUCCACGAAGCAGGUUUUAUGGUGUGUGAAGAAUGGAUAUGGAUCAAGACUACUACAAAAGGCGAACCUGUUACACCGUUAGAGGGUCUUUGGAGAAAGCCUUACGAGGUUCUUGUCAUUGGGAAAAGGGCAUGUAAUCAGUGGAAAACCAGGGGACCUAAUCAAAUCUUCCAGAGAGUCAUUGCUGCAGUCCCGGAUGUCCAUUCACGAAAGCCUCACUUGAGGGAUCUCUUCGAAAAGGUAUUCUUUUCUCCUGAGGAUGUACCCAAUCCGUUUAAUCGCGGUCGUACUUACUCUGCUUUGGAGGUGUUUGCCCGGAAUCUGACAGCCGGAUGGUGGGCUUGUGGUGAUGAGGUGCUUUUGUUUAAUUCAGAAGAAUGGUGGAUUUGACCCGAAUCUUGGAUGUAUCACUAUAGAGCUGAGCUUGUGUAUAUAUCUAUAAACCGCUAUACAUGCUAUCCAAAGAGUGUUUAUCAGGUAGACACUCCGUACUAAUGCAAUUCCAUGUCCCGUACAUAUGUAUGCCUUAAAUUACAAGUCUCCUGGGAUAACCACAUCUUUAAC